AUGGCCUUACCUAUUCUUCUCUCCACCUUACUCACCGUCAUUUUUUCCUCUGAAGCAUCCAAUUCCGGUGCCAAAGUUAGUCAAUUUAAAGAGUUUCCUAUUGCGGAUGCCUCUGGACCUGAAAGUUUUGCAUUUGAUUCACUUGGUAAGGGUCCCUAUACCAGUCUAUCGGAUGGCAGAAUCAUCAGAUGGCACGGAAAUAAAAAGGGAUGGCAAGAUUUUGCUAUAACUUCUCCAAAUAGGGACGGCUGUGGAGGGCCACAUGACCACCAUCAGACGGAGCACAUUUGCGGGCGUCCGUUAGGUUUAUGCUUCGACGAAGCACACGGUGAUCUGUAUAUUGCUGAUGCAUACAUGGGAUUACUUAAGGUAGGGCGCGAAGGGGGCUUGGCCACUAAGAUCGCGACACAUGCACAAGGAAUUCCCUUCAGAUUCACUAAUAGUUUGGACAUUGACCAAUCAAGUGGUGCCAUUUAUUUUACUGAUAGCAGUUCACAGUAUCAAAGAAGGGAUUACCUCUCAGUGGUAUUGAGUGGGGAUAAAUCAGGAAGACUAAUGGAAUAUAAUACAGUAAUCAAACAAGUGAGAGUACUUCUCAACAACCUCACAUUUCCAAAUGGAGUAGCAGUAAGCAACGAUGGCAACUCCAUUUUAUUUGCAGAGACCACCAACUGUAGAAUUUUAAGGUAUUGGAUAAAAACAUCAAGGAUUGGAAGUCUUGAAGUCUUUGCUCGACUACCAGGUUUCCCAGAUAACAUAAAAAGGAGCCCUAGAGGAGGGUACUGGGUUGGUAUGAAUUCAAAAAGAGAGAAGCUUUCUGAAUUGCUAUUUUCCUAUCCAUGGAUUGGGAAGCUUUUGCUUAAGCUUCCAUUGGACCUGAUGAAGGUGCAAUCAACCUUGGCCAAGUAUAGAGGGAGUGGCUUGGCAGUGAGGUUGAGUGAGAAUGGUGACAUAUUGGAAGUAUUUGAAGAAAAAGGUGGCAAUAGGUUUAAAUCUAUAAGUGAAGUAAUGGAGAAAGACAGGAACUUAUGGAUAGGGUCAAUAGAUUUACCUUUUGCUGGCAGGUAUAAGAUAUGA
Molecule: messenger RNA, 1077 nt
Organism: Dovyalis caffra
Lineage: Eukaryota; Viridiplantae; Streptophyta; Magnoliopsida; Malpighiales; Salicaceae
Source: the annotation of a GenBank genome assembly